Linum trigynum is the source of this 2732-nucleotide messenger RNA. NCBI's taxonomy places the organism in Eukaryota, Viridiplantae, Streptophyta, Magnoliopsida, Malpighiales, Linaceae. The record is from the annotation of a GenBank genome assembly.
GCCGACGGGCAGUCACUCCGGUCGACGAGAAACAAAUCUCAAAUGGGUUGUGUACUCGGAAAUCCUUUUCCAAGAAGGAUUUGAAUUCGGAAUUCCGUUUGCCGGUAGGUUUUGUCCUUUCCGCAUCCCAACUCUUCUAUAUAAAGCUCUAUUUCCGCUCUCUGUCUCCCCAUUUCGCUCAAAGUUUCCGCAAAGUUCUCCGUUUUUUUCUCUGGUUUCGCGAAAUGCUGGUGAAGAGCGUCGGCGGCAGCCGCGAAAUCGGUGGCCGUCGAUCAGGAAGCGGAAGUGGACCCUUCGACGGUCUGCAGUUGUUGGCGGAGGCUGCGGUGGCCGUCAGCCGUUGCGAGGAACUUCACGGCGGGUGCUGCGGCCACUCCGAUCCCGCUUCUUGUUUCUUCGCCACCAAGAAACGUAAGCUCUCUUUUCCCCAGACCCACGAAUCCCUUCUCGUUCAAAACCCUACAAAGAAAUCGCCGUCGAUUAAGCUUGUCAUCAAGCGCAAACAGCCCGCCGUCGCCGAAGCCUCUGCUUUUCCUCCUCCGUUAAACGUAGCCCCCAUUUCGUUCGUACUUCCACCUCCGGCAGCCCUAAUUCCUCCUCCUCGCGCCUCCGUUUCCGGCGGUUCUCCUCCUUCCAAAGCAAAGAUCGCAUCUUUGGUGCCUAAUUCGCCGCGAGAGGAGUUCCCCUCGAGUUUCAGGGCUAGGGUUUCGUCAGCGGUGGGAGAUGGUUCAGUUGCCUUGGGGAGCAAGUUUACUCUGGUGAUUCAGAAGAUACUGACGACCACGGACCUACAAGCCCAACAGUGCCGCCUGUUGAUCCCCGCGAAGUCGAUGGCAAACGAGUUCCUAACGAGCCAAGAAGAUGCAGGAUUGGUGAGCGGAGCGAGGAUCAAAUUGGGGGUUUUCUUGGACCCAGAUUUCGAAAUCGUUCCUGAAGCUUAUCUGUCGAAAUGGUACAUGGGCACAAGCAAGGUCUACGCUGUGACCGGGGCCUGGAGAUCGUUGCUGAGGAAGAUAGAGCAGAAACGGUUGCGACUUGUGAAAGGGGAUGAGAUUGAGCUGUGGAGCUUCAAGAAUGUGACAGGGGAGCACUGUUUCGUGGUGGUUAUGGCCGAUUCGAGAAGGAGAGCAGCAGCUGCUGAGAAGGAAGCUGUGGGUAAGAUUGAAAAGGUUGAAAUCUCCGGCAGCCACAGCAGUGGAGGAAUGGCUGAGUAUGAAAGUCCAAUGAAGGGAAACAGCAGCAGUGGUGGUGGUAGUAGUAGCAGUGCUGUGACUCAUGAAGGAAACCAUGUUCAGUUAAUUGUUGGGUUUAGCAGCAGCAGCAACUCCUGCCCUGAUCUUGAUUUAAGACUUAGAUUGUAGCUCUGAUUGAGUUAUUUUGAUUAGUAGCUUCGGAAGAGUGCUAAUUGUAUAUAUAUUGAGCAUCUAAUGACGAAAGUAGGAAUGACAUUUUGGUUGUUUAUCAAAGAAGCUUUUGUUCGGUUCUAUGUUGUGUGAACUAGUAGAAGUGCUGCUUGAAUUUUGGUCAGUUGGAAGUUGGAACUUCAGCAGAAACAGUUAUGGUUUGCAGCUAGGCUGUUAAAACAGUUGUGUAACUUCUUCUGCAGUGAUACUAAGUAACUGAGGAGUAGGGAUGAGUUUUCCAUUUUUUGUCUAGUGAAAUUAAAUGUUUGUCAAUCCAUUUGCACAGCAUUUAGUUGUUCAUACGGAUUAAUAAUCCGCGAAAGUAUCAGACUGUAUUGCAUUAGAAUGUUACGCAGGUUAUUAAUCCGCGAAAGUAUCAUACUGCAAUCGUCACUGUAAAAGCGCCGCAUCAAGUUACUACUGUUAGGUGUACUGCUGCAACAGAUUACUGUAAAGCUCUGGAGGGCAUCUAUGGCCAUAUCAAGCUUAUCAAACGAACUGCUUAACUCCAAAAGAAGGACUAUGAGACCAUUUUAUUUUUAGUAAUUGCCGACAUGGAUGACUGGAUACUGUAAUGAAACAGAUUUUGUGCUGGUAUCUCAAAACAGUAUUAAGAUGGAUUAGAUCAGCCAUGGCAUCACUUUCACCAGCAUGAAUCCAACUUCUUCUAAAGCAGCAAUGAUGAAUGGAAUUAGGAGCGUUGAAUAUGCAAAUGGCAGAAAGCUCUUCUUGCCUUUGGUUCCGUGUCAAUGGCGAUACAGUUUUAGUGGCUACCUAAAACUUCCACCCCGUGUUUAGUUUUGAUCUUUGGUAUCGCAGCAGCUAACAUAUAUUCUUCCCAUAUUAUCAAGGAAAGCAUAUUCAUAGUCAACCACACAAAUGAUCGCCUGUAGGGUGGGGGAAAGGAAAGUUGGCCAAAUACCUUGUAACUUCCCCAUUUCUUUUAUGAAACCACUAUUCAUAGAUUAAUUCUAUGCAUUUUUGUUUAGGUUGAACUAGGGGUGUUAGUCGGCGCGGUUUCGGUUUAACCGCACCGAAAUAUCGGUUAACCGCAACAAAAUUUGUCCCAAGAUCACUAACCGAAACCGAGACCGACAGAGACUUCGGUUAACCGAAAACCACAAACAUCGGUUUCGGUUUUUCCUUGCGGUUAACCGAAACCGCAGGUUCUGGUUCACUUUCUCGGUUUUCGUUCAGAACCCGACCACCCAAAACCGAAUUUCAACCACCUUUUUUAAUGAUUCACCCUCAACUUUGAGUGACCUGCUUUUAUUUCAGCCUCUAUAAUCACACACCAUAAAGUCAUCUAAAUCAAUUGAACAUAAAGCC